GCGAGAGGGCGGUACCCGUUGGCUUCAGCGUCGGCGUCGCUCCCGCGCUUGGGCAAUAGCUGGCUUCCCUCCGCCAGCCGUGGUUAAAGUGCUGGUGGCUGGGGGCGGGCGUAGAGCUGCCGGCCGUGCGGCGUCGGCUGGACGCCGAAGCGUCGGGGUCAUUGUGUCGUGAAAACGACCCCGGUAGCCGCCUCUGCGACAGCAGGUGAGGCCGCUUUAGCCCCAAGCGGGCUUGGCGGCUGCCCGGCGAGUCUCGGCUCGCGCCUAGCCCUUUCCUUCCUGGACCCGACGCCAAGCAGCGACCCUGAGCCGACCGCCGGAGGGGCGGGCAAUGGCGGCCUCGACGGCCUCGCACCGGCCCAUAAAGGGAAUUCUAAAGAAUAAGAGCUCUACGACUUCCUCUAUGGUGGCCUCGGCCGAACAGCAGCCUGGCAGGAGUGUCGACGAAGAACUGAGUAAAAAAUCCCAGAAGUGGGAUGAAAUGAAUAUCCUGGCGACAUACCAUCCCGCAGACAAAGACUAUGGUUUAAUGAAAAUAGAUGAACCAAGCACUCCAUACCAUAGUAUGGUAGGUGAUGAUGAAGAUGCAUUCAGUGAUUCAGAAACCACUGAAGUCCUGACCCCAGAUAUAUUAGCUAAGAAAUUAGCUGCUGCUGAAGGCUCCGAGCCAAAGUAUCAGGGUCAUGAACAAGAAAGCAGUGGAGAUGAAGACGGUGACCUUUCACCUGAAGAAAAAGAAAAAAAGCGCCAGUUUGAAAUGAAAAGGAAACUUCACUACAACGAAGGACUGAAUAUUAAAUUAGCUAGGCAGUUAAUUUCAAAAGACCUACAUGAUGACGAAGAUGAAGAAAUGUCAGAGACUGCCCCUGGAGAAAAUAUGAAUAUGGAAGAAUCAAAUCAAGGAUCUGCUACAGGUGACCAACUGCAAAACAAAUCACAGAGUUCAUAGAAGAGAUUUGUUCAACGCUGUAAUUGUGGGAUACAAACCCUGUUACUAUAUAAUACUGCUUCUUGUUCUCUACACUCAUGACUUAGUACCAAAAUGCAUACCACUUAUUAUAUGUUGCCAAGAAUUAAAUAACUUUAGAGACCGAUUAGACUGAAACUGCUUAAUUGAUACAUUAAUUGUGCCUAGUACUUCACCACAAAUACAGCAUAAUACCAUCAGUCCAAAACUGCAAGUCACUUGUAAGAACACUGGUUAAUUUGUAUAAGAUGUUAUAUAGCUUUUUAUUCUUUAGAGGUUAAACAGUAUCUUGGGGAGGAGAGCUAAUUUAUUUCUUCACUUCUAGAUGUGGAAAGUCCUAUAAAAAAUUUUUUUAAUCAAAAUCCAAUUAUAACAACAGAUUAUAUAGGCUGAUAAAUAUUCAGUCUGAAACGUUUUUUUAACACACAUCUCAACUUGGUUUACCUGUUUAAUUGAAAAGGAUUAUAAGAUUUAGCAUUUUCUGCCCUACUACCUUUAAAUUACUUUUGAAUUUCUCUAGGUUUACAAGGAAAGGAUUAAACUUUUUCUCACCAAAAUUAGUUUUACUCAUGAAUAAAUUAUCAGGUUAAACUUGCAUUAACAUCUGCCCUUUUUCUGUUUAUUUGAUUGGCAGGCUUCAGAACAGUUUUUUUAAUAAAUAUAAUUCUAAUAUAGCCUUAGCAUUCUCUUUAUAUACCUCUCCUAACCACCUGCCUUUGUUUCCUACUCCUUUCUGUAUAUAUGCAUACAGUAAUCCUUUACUUUUAUAAAGGGUCAUAAAGAUUGUUAUGAUGUUAGGAACUCUUGCUGUAAAAACAAAAAUCUUAGUUUGACUAUCAACGAUGAUGUUUUUCUUCUAAUACAUGGAGAAAAUAGAUUUAAUAGCAGUUCUAUGGACAGGAAAUAUGAUUCAACUGCAGAAUUUCUACACCGCUCUGAUUUACAUCUUGCUAAUUAAAUUGCUAUUACUAGUUUAUUGUUUGAUUUAAAUAGACCUUAGAAAACAACAGAGGUUUUUUUGCCAUGAUGAGAGAGUUGUGUGUAACUGUGAUAUGAUGAUAAUUCCUAAAUAUACAGUCAGAAGUAAUCCUGAACAAUUUUUAACUUAAAAACUUUAAUCCCUGCUUUAAGGGAGUAUGAUAAUAUAUGUACUAUGACAAAUGUACUUUAUUCUUCUAACACAGUAAGAUUGAGAUUUUUUUCCCCUGAAAUGAAAUGUAUGGUCUGACUAGUUUGGCUCAAUUAGUGGGGUAUAGUCCCACAAUACAAAAGGUUAUAGGCUCAUUCCCAAUCAGUGCACAUGCCUAGGUUGCAGUUUCAGUCCCUGGUCAGGGCACUUACGAGAGGCAAACAAUUGAUGUUUCUCUCCCUCUCUUCCUCCCUUCCCCUCUUUCAAAUAAAUAAAUAAAUAAAUAAAUAUUUUUUUAAAAAGAAAUGAAAUGCAGUUCCUGUGUAUCUUGGUUUAGUGAUAGUUUCAUUUUUAGUCAAUUAUUUGUAUCUUAAUUUUUUGUUGGUACCCAAAAAAUUCAUUAUAUGAACAGACUUUCUAAAUAAUUUCUAUAUAUUGUAUAUAUAAAAUGGCUUGUAUUGAACAGCUUAUCUUCCACUUACAAGUUUAUGGAAAUAUCAGUAUGUCAAAAUAAAUUAAAAGUAGGAGAAAUCUUUGCUUUUAAAAUGAUAUUUUUAUUGUUUUGAAUGACAUUUUUAAAAAAAAUGGGAUCCAAUCAAAGCACUUACAAGCUGCAGGUAUAGCAUUCUAACUAUACAAUGUUAGGUAUUAGUACCACAAAGCAAUGUUUAUUUAUAUUUGCCUUUUCGAAUUUAGAAUGUUAAGGUUUUCUUACCUGUUCAAACCUAUUUAGGGGGAUUUAUGCUUAUACAUAUGUUUGUACAUACAUUCAUGCACACAGACCUCUGUUUCUGAUUUUCUCAUUUUGAGUUCUUAGAAAGUAUCUACACACUCUUUGUAGAAAAAUCUGCUAUACAGUAAAGAAAAAGUAAGCCCUUUUACUGCUUCUUUUGGUGUUUUCUACAAUUUCCUAAAACUUCAAUCACAGAAAAACUUAUUUCUCAUUUUAAGAAGUAUAAAUAGUUAUCCCUGCAGAGCAAGUCAUGGCAAAUAGCAUGCCCAGUAGGAUUUUAGGUAGUCAAAUGUAACUAGGUAAAACUGUUUUCAUCAAGUCAUGAGUUCCUAAUUAACACAGUAUUGGAUUAUAUUUAAAAAGCCUUUAUGAUUCAAGCUACAUUUUUCUUUGGAGAAAGUUACCUGUCAAUAUUCACUUCUAGCCAACAUAGAUUUUUCAUUCAACUUUUUAAUCAUUAUCACUUCCUCAGCUUAAUUCUUUUGGUCUCACCAUUUCUGUUCAU
This is a messenger RNA of Phyllostomus discolor (pale spear-nosed bat), 3334 nucleotides long. RefSeq names its product protein phosphatase 1 regulatory inhibitor subunit 2 (gene PPP1R2). Gene Ontology annotation, molecular function: protein phosphatase inhibitor activity. Lineage: Eukaryota; Metazoa; Chordata; Mammalia; Chiroptera; Phyllostomidae. The transcript has 6 exons. The record is from RefSeq and is a predicted model, not a curated record. The coding region runs from base 332 to 949 and encodes 205 amino acids. Gene Ontology annotation, biological process: regulation of signal transduction.